Mizuhopecten yessoensis (Yesso scallop) is the source of this 2242-nucleotide messenger RNA. Its product is annotated as beta-1,3-galactosyltransferase 5-like. Gene Ontology annotation, molecular function: hexosyltransferase activity. Bases 269 to 1333 code for a protein of 354 amino acids. Gene Ontology annotation, cellular component: membrane. Lineage: Eukaryota; Metazoa; Mollusca; Bivalvia; Pectinida; Pectinidae. The transcript is spliced from 2 exons. The record is from RefSeq and is a predicted model, not a curated record.
UAAAAUCAAUGCUGUUAACGUUGUAACAGGAAGUUGCUAGACGGACACGAUAACACACGCUAUUACUACCUUUAUCGGACGUUUGUUUACUUAAAAUGUUAUCAUAAACCGUUCUCUACGUCUGCUGUCAUCACAAGCUAUAUUUCGUGUUAUUGGAAACAAGUGUCAGAAGAAGUAAUGUUUAAUGUUUAUUCCAAUUCCCAAUAACAGUAAAACGGUGUCCGUAUCAUGAAUAUUUCCAAUAGAGGUUCUAUGGAGUACGGACGCCAUGAUGACAUUGUUGUCUUCAAUACUGCGUUCCAAGAAGGUGAGAAGAGCAUUCCUUACAUGCCUGCUUGUCAGUGUUGUUGUGGUGGUCUUAAAUGGAUUAAUACUCCACGAUUCGGAUACGUUAUCUGUUUAUGAUGUUUCGAAGUUUACCGAACUGCCUGAGAAACAAAUAUCUAAAGGAAUUUUUAUUCAUCCAAAAUUGAAGUGUAGUAAAAGAUGUUUACAAAAGACUGUGAUUUUAGUAACAAGUAAAGCGUCAAACACAGUGCAGCAGGAAACAGUACGACAGACAUGGGGACAUCCAAGAAUGCAAUCGAAAUACAACUUCUGUCUAUUUUUCUUGAUCGGGAAAGAAAAUAAUGUGGAUGUGAACAACGAAAGUAGUGCGAAUGGGGACAUUUUACAAGUUAAUGUUACCGAGAACUACUACAGCCUCACUUACAAAGUAAUGGAAGGUUUCAACUGGGUCACACAUUUCUGCUAUGAAGCACGUUUCUUUUUCAAAACAGACGAUGAUGUGUAUUUUGACCUGGAAUUUCUGAAAGAAAUCGAAAAGGACAAAACUUUUCUUUCUGACGAUGUUCUUCUUGGUUCAUGUAAACGGGGACCUCCUGUAAGCAGAGACACAAGAAAGUAUUAUACUACCUACGACGAGUAUCCUUUUGAAUUUUAUCCACCAUACUGCGGAAGUCCUGGGUAUUUCAUGACAUUGAACACUGCAAGGAAAAUAUACGGAGAAAUGUUGUACACAAAAGCGUUCAAGUUAGAGGACGCGUAUUUAGGAAUGGUCAUUUUUAGGUUAGGUAUACCAGUAAAACAUGUCGAUAAUUUCAUUUAUGCAUUAGAUAAAAUUGAUGGAUAUAUGCAAUAUUUCAGGAUCCGCUGUUCGCGAGUCAUUAAAGGAUUAACAGCCAAUAAUAUCCAACAACUGUGGAAUCAACGUAGCUCAAUAGGAAUUGAUAAAAAUGACUGUUCCGCAUGGGGAAGAUUAGGUUACAUUGUAAAAUAUUAUAGUAAUUAUAUCAUAGGGUCAGGAAAGGAUGCCGGCCAGAUAUCAAACUAAAUCAAGAACAAUUUCAGUCAUUUUUCUUAUUUUGAAAUGUAUUAACACAAAACUAUUGUUAGUAAUGAUAACAAAAGAAGAAAAAGAAGUUUAAAUCAGUGCACAAGUCAUUGGAGUUUAUCAAGCUGGACAGUUAUAGAAAGUUUAAAUCAGUUAUAGAAAGGCCCUCGAAAGGGUUUAAUUCUGUUCAGCUUUGUUGGAAAAGUUAAACAUGUGAUAACCUUGAACGUUGUGUGUAUCUGGCUCGUGAAUGUGGUGUAGUGCAGAUAGUUGGCUCGUGAUCAUACAGUUUUACUCUGGUUUUACACAACUAAACUACAGUGGGACAGGGAUCCUUUAAUGAAUUCUUUGGGAGUAGUGGCAGUAUAUACAUAAAAAUGUGUAAGUACCUGUGUAUCGCCUGAGUCCUGACCUAUGGCUGAUUGGUCUAUAUAAGGUUUGUAGGUCGAAGUUGAUCAUGUUUAAUAAGAUUUCACAUAUUAAAGAUAAAGAUAUUAAAAAAAUACAUAUAUUUUGAAUUCAUUAUUAAUGCUUCUUAUGUUUGUUUUAAAUACAAACGCUAAUUGAAAACCUAUUUUGGGAGCUUUUGAAAACGUCUGUUUAACCGCCUCUUAAUCGCGUUUGUAUUCAUUACAUUUGAUUAAAUGCCUUACUUUAUUUCGUAAUAUUAAGUUAAUACACAUUGUUAAAACAUUAAUAUGAAAUAGUGAUUCGCUUCCAACGUUACACAAUUGUUAUAACAAGAGUUUCACAGAAUGACAUUUCUUGGUGUAUGAUUUUUUGAUAAAUUACAACAGAUAUGUGUGAAGUCCUUUACUGCUGGACUGUAGAGCUGAAUUUGACUGCUUUGAUUUGUAUGAUUUGUUUUUGAAAUAUAAUGUAAAUGUAAAUUAAGUAUCAAGCAUUUGU